UGCAAAACCGACUGCCACCGACGACGAGCUCGUUAUCAGGUGUGAGGACGCUGUCUGCUACUGCCGCUGUGCUCUCGCUCAAUUGCCUCCGUGCGGUCGAUCAACGCGAUGGGUCAGCACUGCUCAUGCUUGGAACACCCGCCCAAAUACCAGCGGAGGCAAUCCGACGACCUCGACUCGGUGGACAUGGAGCGAGGCGACGACGGCGACGACCAGGAGCUGGAAGUGUUAGUGGACGCACAGGAAUCCCACGAGCUGCUUGGUGCCAGACCAAGAACGAGUUCAGGCGGUAGAAGUAAUCAACGGAGCGUCUUAAAGCGAACUGGAUCGACUGUCGCUGCUGGACUCAUGGCAGACGCAAAUAGGAGAGAAGACGAGCGUAAAGAGGAGUCGGAAGAGCAGUGCAUGCGUCGCAGUCUUAGCAUGGGUCUCAUGGGGCUGGACGCAGACCACCGCCCGACACCAUCUCCUCGACCAGAAGAGCUGUCAAGGCUGCUGCGCUCUUAUCAAGAGGUCACUGGCGUGGUCGAUGAAGGCCAACUUGACCUCGAGUGCAUCAUGUGCUUGGAUACAUUUUCUGAGGUAGGGAUGUCUUAGAAAUUGCAUCUUGAGCUGAUCUAACUGUGCUGCAUGUUUUGAUUUCUAUAGAAUAAUCCGAAGGUUCGCACGCUGUGCAAUUGUGGCAUGAACCGCACCAACUUUCACAUGAGCUGUUUGCUCGAGUGGCUUAAUCGUGACGCGAAUUGCCCAGUUUGUCGCGAAUACCUCUUCUUCGAGGACUCAUAAUUAUACUUAACUAUUGUCCUUGAACGAAUGCUCGUACAAUGAGCGACCUCACUGGGUGUUCAAGCAAAAGAAGACGAGUACGAUCAAACGGUAGCCCCAUCCUCCCCCAGGGCGCUCGAGCUCUGUUGAUACCAAGCUUAUUCCGUAGUUGCAACCUGUCAAUUAUCGUCGCUUUCUGCAGCGACAGUUUUGCUUUCGGCCGAGCGCAUGAGACCUGCCAUACAGUAGGCACCGGAAACGUCCUGAAUAAUAACAUCAUGUAUUCUAUUUCUUGGGAAGCGU
This is a messenger RNA of Phytophthora nicotianae INRA-310, 1068 nucleotides long. RefSeq lists its product as hypothetical. Gene Ontology annotation, molecular function: ubiquitin-protein transferase activity. The record is from RefSeq and is a predicted model, not a curated record. The transcript has 2 exons. NCBI's taxonomy places the organism in Eukaryota, Oomycota, Peronosporomycetes, Peronosporales, Peronosporaceae. Bases 109 to 597 code for a protein of 162 amino acids.